Phaeoacremonium minimum UCRPA7 is the source of this 1425-nucleotide messenger RNA. RefSeq names its product putative c6 transcription factor protein. Bases 1 to 1425 code for a protein of 474 amino acids. The transcript has 3 exons. Gene Ontology annotation, biological process: positive regulation of transcription by RNA polymerase II. Gene Ontology annotation, cellular component: nucleus. NCBI's taxonomy places the organism in Eukaryota, Fungi, Ascomycota, Sordariomycetes, Togniniales, Togniniaceae. Gene Ontology annotation, molecular function: DNA-binding transcription factor activity, RNA polymerase II-specific; zinc ion binding; transcription cis-regulatory region binding. The record is from RefSeq and is a predicted model, not a curated record.
AUGAACGAUAUACACUGGGAGCAGGGGUCUGAUGAUGUUCUCACUACCCUGAAAGAUGAGCCAUUGGACGACGACUUCCGUCUCGAGGACAUCAAGGAAGCUCCAUUGACGCCGGUACCGAGUAGCAAUGGACCGUCGUCGGCACAGCCCAAGGCUAAAAGACCUCGUGGACGGCCGAGGAAGCACCCCCUUACACCAAUUGUUCCCACGAACAAAGUCACAAAGGGCCGAUCGAAGACAGGAUGCAUCACAUGCCGUAAGCGGAAGAAGAAGUGUGAUGAGGCAAAACCACGAUGCAUGAAUUGCGAGAAGAACGCAGUCGUUUGUGAAGGGUAUCCUGAGAAGCAAAUCUGGAAAAGCGGCAAGGAGAAGGCAGAAGAAGGUAUGGACUGCAUCGCUGCGUCUAUCGUCGGCGUCGCUGACUUCGAGCCAGAGCGCAUGAAGACCUCCGGGCCACUCCCGGUCAUCACCAUGCAGCCCAUCUUCAAUGGUCUCGAGAACACAGAAGACAUGAUCUUCUGGAAGCAUUACAAUGACCAUCUCAGCGCUGUGCUCACAGUAGAGGGCGAACAUAAGAACGCCUUCAAAGACAUGCUCAUUCCUCUCGCAACCAAGCACCAGGGCCUUAUGCACUCCAUCCUUGCAUUGUCUAGCAAGCAUAUUGAUUUCGAGACGCCAUACGGGCUUAACAUUCUAAAACGGACGCCAAGCACAAGCCUGGAGGCACUACAGCAGCGGUCGGAUUAUCACCACGAAAAAGCCAUGGAGAAACUCUACGCCGACAUUGCUCGACAGGACCAUGCCGACCGUGACGAUCCUGAAUAUAAGACGAUGCUAUCGGCCCGCUAUGGCCAAAUGCUGUGCCUGCUUCUGGAGUCCCUGGCUGAGGGCAACCCUAGGGGAGAGCAUCGAGUGCACUUACAGGCAUAUCAGACACUCAUACAGCACUCCCCGCCGGAAGACCCAGCCUUCUUAACCUUCAUAUCUGAAUUCUUCCAGUAUCAUAUUUUUGCUGAUGAACUGAUCCGGUACCCCGACAUCCAGACUGCUCGACUCGCGUCUGAGGACUGGGUUCCAAUAGUACCGAUUCAUCCACCGCGUCUGCUUGGUGUUGCUGAUGGCCUUUUCAACCAUUUAUGCCAGAUCACCUCUGUGCGCAACACCAUCCGGGCUAAUAUGGCUGCCCAUGUCGACCCUGUAGUGGACUAUACGAGCCUGUACCGCGCCGCCGAGAUCGAUGCUGCUAUCCGCGACUGGACGCCACAGUGGCCACCUGGAGACAGCCGGGACCGGGUUGGAUUGCUAUAUAAACAGAUGAUGUGGGUGUAUCUGUUCCGCACUAUCUACCCGCCCUCGUCCUCGACGAACCAGUCAUCGCUGUCAAACUCGUCGACCUCCCUACCCAUGUUGCCAGGGUCCCAGUAA